UAGAGCCUAGUUAGAGGGUAGAAGAAUAGAGGAAAGCGGUCCUGGGGAUCUUUUGGGAACAGCUUCGGGAGUCAUGCAUUUUUACUUUAAAUGCGUUCUUUUCUUGCAGGCUUUAAGCCUUUUUUCUCUCCUUACUCAGGGACAAAAACUAGAAGAAAGUAUGGAUGAAGUGAAAAUAGAAGUUUUGCAUCUUCCAGAAAACUGUUCUCCCAAAAGCAAGAAAGGGGAUCUACUAAAUGCUCAUUAUGAUGGCUACUUGGCAAACGGCACCAAAUUCUACUGCAGCCGGACACAAAAUAAAGGUCACCCAAAAUGGUUUGUUCUUGGUGUUGGGCAAGUAAUAAAAGGCCUAGAUAUUGCUAUGAUGGGUAUGUGUUCUGGAGAAAAAAGGAAAGUGACAAUACCUCCUUCACUGGCCUAUGGAAAGGAAGGCUAUGCACAAGGCUUGAUUCCACCCGAUACAACACUGAUUUUCGAGAUUGAACUCUAUGCUGUGACCAAAGGACCCCGAAGCAUUGAAACAUUUAAACAGAUAGAUGUGGACAAUGACAAGAAACUUUCUAAAAUGGAGAUCAAUUAUUACUUGAAAAAGGAAUUUGAGAAAGAUGAUAAACCACGUGACCAGUCAUAUCAUGAUUCUGUAUUAGAAGAUAUUUUUAAGAAAAAUGACCAUGAUGGAGAUGGCUUCAUUUCUUCCAAGGAAUAUAAUGUAUAUCAACAUGAUGAACUAUAGCAUAUCUUUCUAAAUUCAUUUGGCUAUCUUUUGUAUUAUCUGCAAAAUUAUUUUUAUCCAAAUUUUGCUUUUUUCCUAUGAAACCACAUUUUGAUAUCUUGAAAAAUAUUAAUUUCUGAACCUUAUGUAAAUUUUUAAUAAUAAAUUAUAAUGUACCCCAAAAGUAGUGGAAAAGGUAAGAAUUCUAUAUUCUCUGCCUUAUUUAGUAAUGCCUAUGAACACAGAUUUCAGUAUUUUGAUGAAACAGCCAACAUCUUAGACUCAGAAUUUCCAAAACUUAACUCAUCAUCUUUCCUCCUAAACUUGCCCUCCUUUCCUGCUUCCCUCUAUCUGUUGAUGACAACAUCAUUCUUCUAGACAUCCAGCCUCAAAACCUUGGAAUCAUAUUUCCCUUUUUCUUCAACUCCUAUAUUCAAUCAUUUGCCAAAGACUAUCAUUCCUAUCUCUGCCAUAUUUUUCAUCUGUUCCCUCCUCUCCACUUCUACUGCCACCUCCACCCCCAAUAACUUAGACUUAUAUUAUCUCUUGUCUGAGCUAUUUUAAUGGCUUCCUAACUGGUCUUUUUCCCCUCUAGCUUCUUUCUUCUCCAACUCAUCCUUCACACAAUUGGUAAAGUAACUCUCUAACUGGGCAACUCUGAUCACAUCACUCCACUACUUAAAGACUUUAAUGACUCACCUUUCCCUGCAGAAUAACUAGGUGGCGCAGUGGAUAGAGAACCAGCCCUGGAUUCAGGAGGACCUGAGUUCAAAUCCGGCCUCAGACACA
This is a messenger RNA of Vombatus ursinus (common wombat), 1501 nucleotides long. RefSeq names its product FKBP prolyl isomerase 7 (gene FKBP7). The transcript has 4 exons. Gene Ontology annotation, molecular function: peptidyl-prolyl cis-trans isomerase activity; calcium ion binding. Bases 74 to 733 code for a protein of 219 amino acids. The record is from RefSeq and is a predicted model, not a curated record. NCBI's taxonomy places the organism in Eukaryota, Metazoa, Chordata, Mammalia, Diprotodontia, Vombatidae.